Erigeron canadensis is the source of this 1026-nucleotide messenger RNA. RefSeq lists its product as uncharacterized. The coding region runs from base 1 to 1026 and encodes 341 amino acids. The transcript has 3 exons. Lineage: Eukaryota; Viridiplantae; Streptophyta; Magnoliopsida; Asterales; Asteraceae. Gene Ontology annotation, molecular function: nucleic acid binding. The record is from RefSeq and is a predicted model, not a curated record.
AUGGGUUCCUUUCACUGGCGAAAUGCGGUCAUUAAUGAAGCAUAUAAUUCAAUGUAUUCGGUACAUUCGGAUACUUACAAGAUGUACCAUGACAUACGUGAGUUGUAUUCUUGGACUGACAUGAGAAAGGAUGUUGCUGUGUUUGUAAGGCAAUGCUUGACGUAUUUACGAGUGAAAGCGGAACACCGGAAGCCUGUUGGGUUACUCGGACAACCAGAGAUUCCUGAAUGGAAGUGGAAGUGUGUGACUAUGAAUUUUAUUACCAAAUUUGCCAGGAUGAAGGAAGGUCAGGAUACGAUUUGGGUGAUUGUCGAUAGAUUGACAAAGUCUGUUCAUUUCUUGGUCAUUCGUGAAAAAGUCUCCACAGAGGAAUUGGUGAAGAAGUAUGUAAAGGAAUUCAUGUCGAAGCAUGGUAUACCAGUUCCGAUCAUUUCAGACAUGAUACUCGUUUCAAUUCUCAUUUUAGGCGAAGAUUUCAGAGAAUUCUCUCACAACAAUAGUUAUCACACAAGUAUUAAGAUAGCUCCUUUCGAGGCAUUGUAUGGACGGAAGUGUAGAUCACUUGUCGCGUGGUCUGACUAUGGCAAUAGCCAAUUGGUUGGGCCUGAGCUUAUUGAAGAUACUGCCGAGAAAAUAAUUCAGAUUAAAGAGCAACUCAGAGUAGCACGAGAACGACAAAAGAAGUUUCUCCUUAGAUUUGUUGUGAGCGGAAAGCUCGGAUCAAGGUACACUAGACCGUUUGAGGUACUGAAAAGAGUUAGUAAGGUGGCUUAUCGAUUGAGACAUUCGGGAGAGCUUGAGGGAGUUCACUGUGUAUUUCAAUUGUCACAUCUUCGAAAAUGUCAAGCCGAAGAGGAACGUCAUGUGCCUAUGGACGAAAUCCAAAUUGACAAUAAGUUGAAUUUCGUUGAAGAGCCUUUGGAGAUUGCAGAUCGUAAGGUGCGGAAAUUCAAGAAAACCAAGUAUACCCUUGUUAAGGUUCGUUGGAAUUUAAAGCGUGGGACUGAAUAUACUUGGAAACGAUAA